This is a messenger RNA of Coregonus clupeaformis (lake whitefish), 2701 nucleotides long. Its product is annotated as septin-7. NCBI's taxonomy places the organism in Eukaryota, Metazoa, Chordata, Actinopteri, Salmoniformes, Salmonidae. The record is from RefSeq and is a predicted model, not a curated record. Gene Ontology annotation, biological process: cytoskeleton-dependent cytokinesis; cilium assembly. Gene Ontology annotation, molecular function: GTPase activity; GTP binding; molecular adaptor activity. Gene Ontology annotation, cellular component: septin ring; cell division site; septin complex. The coding region runs from base 161 to 1489 and encodes 442 amino acids. The transcript has 15 exons.
CUCACCGAAGAAGAAGAAGAAGGCUUUUGCGGUGCUAGUCCUCUAUCUAUCUCUAUGUCUCCUUCACAUCAAGCAUACAGUGGACAUUUUUGUCAUUAAGCGAAAUAAAUUGCGUACGACUUUUACAGUUUUGUGGUCUCCCGUGAGUUCGUGAAAGGGAAUGUCGAACGGUGAAAGAUCGGUUAGUGAGGCGCCUGGGAACGGCAACAUUAUGGCUCAACAGAAGCUUCUGGAAGGUUACGUGGGCUUUGCCAAUCUCCCAAACCAAGUGUACAGAAAGUCUGUCAAGAGAGGCUUCGAGUUCACUCUCAUGGUUGUGGGUGAAUCUGGUUUGGGGAAGUCUACACUGAUCAACUCCCUCUUCCUGACAGACUUGUAUUCUCCUGAAUACCCUGGUCCCUCUCACAGAAUCAAGAAGACUGUACAGGUGGAGCAGUCUAAGGUGCUGGUAAAGGAAGGAGGAGUUCAGCUUCUUCUCACCAUCGUUGACACGCCAGGGUUCGGGGACGCUGUCGACAACAGUAACUGCUGGCAGCCAGUCAUCGAUCACAUCGACAGUAAGUUUGAGGAUUACCUCAACUCAGAGUCCCGGGUCAACAGACGGCAAAUGCCUGACAACAGAGUGCACUGCUGCCUCUACUUCAUCGCCCCCUCUGGACACGGAUUGAAGCCUCUUGAUAUAGAGUUCAUGAAGCGGUUACAUGAAAAAGUGAACAUCAUCCCGCUCAUCGCCAAAGCUGACACAAUGACUCCUGAGGAGUGCCAACAGUUCAAGAAGCAGAUAAUGCGAGAAAUCACGGAGCACAAAAUCAAGAUCUACGAGUUCCCAGAGACCGACGAUGAGGAGGAGAACAAGAUAGUCAAGAAGAUCAAGGAUCGCUUACCCCUGGCUGUUGUUGGUAGCAACACCAUCAUCGUGGUCAACGACAAGCGGGUGCGAGGGAGGCAGUACCCCUGGGGUGUGGCGGAAGUGGAGAAUGGAGAGCACUGUGACUUCACCAUCCUGAGGAACAUGCUCAUCAGAACCCACAUGCAGGACCUGAAGGACGUGACCAACAACGUCCACUAUGAGAACUACCGCAGCAGGAAGCUAGCAGCCGUCACAUACAACGGAGUGGACAACAACAAGAACAAGGGACCAAUGACUAAAUUUGACACAAAUGAAGGCAUGAGUCCCCUGGCCCAGAUGGAGGAGGAGAGGAGGGAGCAUGUGGCCAAGAUGAAGAAGAUGGAGAUGGAAAUGGAACAGGUGUUUGAGAUGAAGGUCAAGGAGAAGAUCCAGAAGCUCAAAGACUCUGAGCAAGAGCUCCAGCGGCGCCACGAGCAGAUGAAGAAGAACCUGGAGGCCCAGCACAAGGAGCUGGAGGAGAAGAGACGCCAGCUGGAGGAUGAGAAGAGCCACUGGGAGGCGCAGCAGAGGGUGCUGGAACAACAGAAACUAGACACCUCCAGGACCUUGGAAAAGAACAAAAAGAAGAAGAUAUUUUAAUAGUAUUGCAGGAGAACCACCGUGUAACAAUGUAUUAGUUGCCAAUUUACCGGCCUGGACCGUCAGUUUGCCUGUUGACCAACAACCUGUUACUGUGUGUAUGUGUGAAGGAGCAACGUGGUCUGUCUGGGGGAAGUGGGUUCUAACUGGGGGAGAGAAAGAGGGUCCUCCAUUAGAUUCACUUUCAGACAGGCUCAGUCCUGGGACAUGCUCCAUCACUAUAUAUUAGUUCUAAUUUCUUUUACCUUUCUCUCUCUCUCUCCUCCCCAAAGACCUUUCUUAUUCUUCCUGAAAUGGGCAUGUUAGAUGGUUGUACAAUCAUGUUUUGUGGUUCACAUUUCUCAAGCACACAGUCUCACACAUACAGUCUCACACACAGAAAAACAAAACACACAGUUAUCAGCUCUUUCAUGAUUUCGGAGAGGAUUUUCAUUUCUUUUUAAACCCCAGAAUGCAACAAGACUGUUCUUUCUUUCUUUUUCUCUUUCUAGUUAGAUGACCUUGGAGACAGACUGCACUGCUAUGUUGUAGUGUUCUAUUUAACGCCAAAUGACCAAACGGUGAAGUAGGAAGCUACUCACCUCAAGCUACACACCUCAGGCGUUUGUUUUAUAACGGUUUUGUUCUUUCAGUUAUUUAGUCAUCGCUUUUGUUUUUUGUUUUUUUUACCCUCAUCCCAAAAUGAUAUGCUCUUCCAUCUCUUGUAAUUUAAAUGAUCUAGCCAUGGACCCCAUUGUAUAACUUCAGUCAUGUUAGAAUGUUUCAUUUAUUAUUAUUUUGUCUGUUUUACAUUUUUGGUUCUCUAUUAUAUUGGCCCUGCUACAGUAAUCGUUUGUUCAUUAUUCGUUUCAUGUUUGUUUGCAGGUGUUUCCCAUUCUGAUCUUGGAGGUCUACUGUGCAUACAGGAUUUCACUCCAGCUGACACACAGUAGGCCCCCUUGACCACGGCUAGGAAACCCUGUUUUAGAAGACUGUGGGGAGGAAUGCAUGGUUGUUGACCCAACCCGUUAACACAACCCUGUUGUUGUUAUUGUUGUUACUUACAAUUUCCAUUGACUGUAAAUAAACAAGUCUAUAUUGUCUGUAAUAAACAACUAUGGGGUUCCUUUCCCUUACAUCACAUUUAAUUAUGUUCAUGUACUGCAUCUCUGUAUUUUUUAUUUGUCUUUUGUUGUGUUUUUAUAGUCACAUAAUAAACUUGUGAUGAUACAA